This is a messenger RNA of Aspergillus welwitschiae, 1162 nucleotides long. RefSeq lists its product as uncharacterized. Lineage: Eukaryota; Fungi; Ascomycota; Eurotiomycetes; Eurotiales; Aspergillaceae. Bases 34 to 765 code for a protein of 243 amino acids. The transcript has a single exon. The record is from RefSeq and is a predicted model, not a curated record.
UAUCUGUCUGGAACCACAUCAUCCAUAAUCAUCAUGAUGCCACCUACAACAUCCCCUGUUCCUCACAUCCACCUUCUCUGCAUGGACGAACAGUUCAUCCAUGCCUUCCAAUCCGUCCUGUCGACGGCCAUCACAUCUCCCCAAUUUCCCAAAAUCACUUUUCACAACUGUUCCCUCUCCUACCUUCCCCCAAGCAUUCAAUUCGACGCCAUCAUCUCCCCUGCCAACUCCUACGGCCGGCUAGACGGUGGCUUCGACGACGCCAUAUCACGUGCCUUUUCCCCAACGGCAGACUACCUCGCGUUGACCCGCCACACGCAGGGGAUUCUCUACCGCGACUAUCGGGGCUAUUUACCUCCGGGAUCAUGUACCCUCAUCCCCAUCCCGGAGGAGUUUGGCCCUCGGUCGAAGAAUGUCUGGGGAACAAGGUAUUUGGCGCUCUGUCCGACCAUGAGAGUGCCGCAAAAUGUGCGCUGGGAUCGGGAGAUUGUGUAUGAGUGUAUCUGGAGCUUGUUGUGCGCCGUCGACAGACAUAACUGGGACGUCGAGAGGAGAACAGAUGGAGCAACGAGGAUUGAUAGUCUCUUGAUGACCCCGUUUGCGACGGGGUGUGGGCUUGUCUCGCCUGAGAAGUGGGCCAGGCAGAUUGUUCUGGCUCUGAAUCAUUAUGUCGAUGCUGUGCAGAACCCGGAAAAGUGGUCCAAUUUGGAUCUGGGUCAGGCCAUGGAGUAUUCGAAUGAGGUGGCGAGGACUUGGGAGUUAUAGUCGGAUAUUGGAAGGUUUAUAUUUGACGCCCAAGGGGGCGAUAAAUGACGAAGAUGAGGAAGAUGUAUUGGGUAAUAUGGAAAUAGGAUGGUCGCACUCCGUUGAGGGUGUAUAGCUGGAGACAAUAACUGGCAAGAGGAAGCCAAAUAAAAACGAUAAUGAAACCGAUGAAUUGGGUGUGUGGAGAUGAUGCGUUCAACCUUCAUCAUUCGUUGAUGGCAUAUAUUCGAAGGUCCUCAUCGGCAGGAGUGAUCGAACAAUAAUAUUCAAAAUAGACGAAGAAUAACUCAUCAGUCUCUGUGGAUAAUACGUUCACGUUCACCUCUUGAUGAAGUAUAUUCAAAAAGUAUCAAGGACAGGAGGAAUCAUUGUGAGGAUGAUGAAGAUGCACUGGGCC